Messenger RNA from Boleophthalmus pectinirostris (great blue-spotted mudskipper), 2471 nucleotides. RefSeq names its product tuftelin 1a (gene tuft1a). Lineage: Eukaryota; Metazoa; Chordata; Actinopteri; Gobiiformes; Gobiidae. Gene Ontology annotation, cellular component: intracellular anatomical structure. Gene Ontology annotation, biological process: intracellular signal transduction. Bases 166 to 1302 code for a protein of 378 amino acids. The transcript has 12 exons. The record is from RefSeq and is a predicted model, not a curated record.
CCAUGGUCGAGAGUGGAGAGCGCACAGAGGAAUCACAAAAGCGGCUACGGUGCGUGCGUAAAGGCUCGCCCGCACAUCGUGGACAAGCCGAGCGUCUAAACAACUCGUGAAGUUUAUUUAUUUAUUUAUUUGUUAAUCCUAUUUGCUUAUUUAUAACUUUCAAACAUGAUGAACGGAGUGGCCAGGAGUUUGUGCACCUUUGAGGACAUCCGGAAUCAGGAGUAUGCGGACCGCUGCAGGAGACUGAGGCUCACGCUACACGACCAAACUCAGCCAGGAGAACAGCAGCGGGACAAGCCUGUUGGACGGGCUUUUGCCUUGGUGCAGCCUCCAAGUGAGCGGACGUUGCCCCCUGAACCCUCCAAGUCCACAGAGGAGCAGGUGGAGGUCAUCAAGAUUUAUCUCGAAGCGCGUCGUCAGGAGCAGCAGAAGCAACAGCAGAGCCUGAAGAUGUUGUCUGAUGAAGUGUCUCAGAUUCAAGAGGUGCGAUACAGUUUGAAGACACUAAGGGAGCAGAUGGCAGCCAAAAACAAGACAAACGGGUGGAGGACUCCUUUCAAAAAGAACACCUCACCUGCACCCAAGGAAGACACAAAAAAUGGUGCACAGGAAAUGGAGGAAGAAGCUGAGAGGGCCAAACUGAGAGAAGUGAGCAAACGCCUUUAUGCACAACUCCAGGAGGCAGAGAAGAAGCACCAAGAAGAAAAAGAGAGGCUACAGGCUGAAGGUAACCAGCUGAAAGAGCGUUUAAGUCAUCAGGAGGACAAGUUAAAGAGCGCAGAGGAGGCCAGUGAGGAAAAAGACAAACGAAUUGAUGAACUGCAAAGGCUUCUGGGAGGAAUGGAGCAGGAGAGCGCCACCUUGAGGGAGGCCAUUCGCAGCAAAGAGGAAGAACUGCUCGAGUUACGCCAGAUAAGAGAGGGGGGCCAUAAAGACGUGCAAAGGACUGAGCAGUUGGAGAAGGAGGUGGCAGUUCUGAAGGAGAAGAUCCACCAUCUGGACGACAUGUUGAAGAGCCAACAGAGGAAAGUCAGACACAUGAUUGAACAGCUUCAGAACUCACGCAUGGUGAUCCAGGAACGGGACCGCGUCAUCAAAGAGCUGCAGGAGAAGGUCGCAUUUCUGGAGGCUGAAAACCGAGAGAUGCAUGAUCAGAUGGACUAUUUUCUGGGAGGUCAGAGGUCGAAUUCCUACCUGUCGGUAGAGCGCAACCCACAGAUUGUCUACAGCAAACCAAUUAAGCCAACAACCUCAUCCAACAAACCACUCCCGUUCAUCAAAGUCAUCGAAAUCAAGUCAUGAAGUGAACUAUGAAGUCAGAAACAGAUUAUAAACUACACUACUCUCAGUCUGUGAAUAUUUUGAAUCAGAGCUUGUGGUGAUCUUGUAGCAGCUCUGUCAACUCCCUCCACACCACAUACAGACUAUGUUGGGUUCACCUGGCAUCACAAUAUUGUAUACUGUCCAUUGAGGUGGAGGGUAGGUAAGACUACUAGAAGAUUUGCCUUUAACCAAAUUACAAAUCAUUGCUAUUUUGACUAGGUUCAUGGUCAAUAUUUCUGUAAUUACCAGGACUAUCCACAUGAAUCAAAACCUGGUAAUUCAAAAUUCAACGUCUUUUCUUUCAGUAAAAAUGUCACUUUAGUAAUAAAAGGUGGUGACAUUAUUUAAAUGUAUAAUCACAAAAAUUAUUUUAGUUGACUGAAUAUGGUGAGCUUAUGGACCCAACCCUGACAAAACAAAAAAACAAAACCAACAAGAAUGUUUUUAGGAUAUUUUUGGAAGCUUCAUUUGCCCUCCAUUUGAAAUUAUGACUUUAACUUCUAUGUAUGUCGUGAACGCAACCACCUUUAAUUAAUUUUAAACUUUGACAUAGAUAGAUGUAGUAGCUUGUGUGCAUUCAAAGCUCUUCAUUAUACACUUUAUCUUGCCAUGUAUGAUGACCUUUAACCCACGAGUGUCACUGUUGUGUCUGAGUUGACGUGCAAAGUACGAAAUGACAGACGUUUAGCCAAGCAAAACCCAUAUAUGGCACUCAAAGUAGCACCAUGUUAAAGCUAUCAGAUUGAAUCAUAUUAACUAACCUGACUGUUCCCUUUUAAGGUGAAUACACUUUGUAAUGUAAUGAUCAGUGUAGAAUGUAUAGGGUGUUUCUAACAAGUGGAGUUUUAAUGUUUUAGUAGUUUUGAAUCUCAAUGGCAUUAUGGCAUUUUCUAACAUUGGUAAAUGUUAGUGUGAGUAGCUUUUUUCUUCUUGUAAAACAUUUCAGUUCUCUGUUUCUCUGUAAGUAACUACUAAGUGUGUAAAUAUUAUUCUUUGUCAAGAGUUGUAACUGUAAUAUCUUCUCUUAGUUUCUUUGUACUUAUUUAUUAACUUUAAACUCUUGUCAGACUGUUUGAUGUGAGAUUUUAUAUGAAGUAUAUUCAAAUUGGUUUUGUGUUUGACGCUUCUAAUAAAAGUUUUUAAACCAU